AUGCCUCCGCCGCUCCAGCCCAUCCCGGGGUCAUACGGGUGGCCGGUGGUGGGCCCGCUGAGGGACAGGCUGGACUACUUCUGGUUCCAAGGGCCCGACGAGUUCUUCAUGAAACGAAUGAAGAAGUACCAGCCGACUGUCUUCCGCACCAACAUCCCGCCCUGCUUCCCCUUCUUUGACGGCGUGAAUCCCAACGUGGUGGCCGUGCUGGACUGCAAGGCGUUCGCCCACAUGUUCGACGUGGAGGUCGCCGACAAGAAGGACAUCCUCGUCGGCGAUUUCGUCCCCAGCGCUGCCUUCACCGGCAACGUCAGGACCUGCGCUUAUCUCGAUACUUUUGAGCCUAACCACGCUCAGGUGAAAAGGUUUGCGAUGGACAUUUUAAAGCGGAGCUCCAAGGUGUGGGUCUCGGAGCUCCUAGUCAGCCUGGACGAGAUGUGGUCCACCGUGGAAUCGAACGUGUCCGCUAAAGGCAGCACCAACUUCCUCCUCCCGCUCCAGCGGUGCCUGUUCAAGUUCCUCACCAAGUCCAUCGUCGGAGCUGACGUGUCAAAGUCGCCGGACAUAGCCAAGUCGGGACCCAUCAUCCUUGACGCAUGGCUCGCCCUCCAGCUCCUCCCUACAGUCAGCAUCAACGUCGUCCAGCCAUUGGAGGAAAUCUUCCUCCACUCCUUUCGUUACCCUUCUUUCCUCAUCCGUCGCGGAUACAACAAGCUAGCUGACUUCAUCGGGUCUAAAGGUACACGUAAACAAACAAAUCUUACACGUGUACAUUACGGACUCACUGAGGAAGAAGUGGUUCACCACUUGCUCUUCAUUCUGGGCUUCAACGCCUUCGGCGGUUUCUCCGUCUUUCUCCCGGGCCUAUUGGGCCGGUUGAUCAGCGAUCAAACUUUACAAGAACAGCUUCGGGUCGAAGCCAGGAAGAACGGCAACGUGGACCUUAGUUUUGACUCGGUCAAGCAAAUGCCACUCGUGCAGUCCUUCGUCUACGAGACCCUCCGGUUCAAACCGCCGGUCCCGACCCAGUUCGCCCGGGCCAGGAAGGACUUCCGGCUCAGCUCGUACGACGCGUCGUACGACAUCAAGAAGGGCGAGGUGUUGUGCGGGUACCAGCCGCUGGUCAUGCGGGACCCCAAGGUUUUCGACGACCCGGAUAGCUUCAAACCGGACCGGUUCGUGGGUGACAAAGGGGCCGAGUUGCUGAAGUAUCUGUACUGGUCGAAUGGGCCGCAGGUCGGGUCGACGCCCAACGAAAUGAACAAGCAGUGCCCGGGGAGGGAUUACGUGACCCUCACUGCAUCGCUGAUUGUCGCCUACUUGGUGCGACGGUACGAUUCGAUAACUGGAGAUGGACUGACCAUCAGAACCGUUCAGAAGGCUAUGACGAAGUAA
Linum tenue is the source of this 1395-nucleotide messenger RNA. The record is from the annotation of a GenBank genome assembly. NCBI's taxonomy places the organism in Eukaryota, Viridiplantae, Streptophyta, Magnoliopsida, Malpighiales, Linaceae.